Messenger RNA from Tremella mesenterica DSM 1558, 711 nucleotides. RefSeq lists its product as uncharacterized. The transcript is spliced from 2 exons. The record is from RefSeq and is a predicted model, not a curated record. The coding region runs from base 1 to 711 and encodes 236 amino acids. NCBI's taxonomy places the organism in Eukaryota, Fungi, Basidiomycota, Tremellomycetes, Tremellales, Tremellaceae.
AUGCCACGGAGGAGAGAACAUCAUGAAAGUCAUUCCACCACUUCCCAACAAACUUCCAUUGUAACUUACAACCAACCUCAAUUGUUCACGGAAGAACAGGAUGUCUAUUCGCCCGCACCAAUAAAAGGUUUUGUCUAUGUUUCCACUGCUCCCUUACAAUCAGGUUCAUUUCAUGAUUUUAGAGAAAGACACGAAAUUCGAAAAUCCCUGAAACGCACAAACACAAGUCAAUACUUCUCCAAUGAAGAUAUCACCAAACUCAACGAGUCUUGGAUUCAAACUGAACAAGGUCUGAGUGUCCUCACGGGACAGAUCCAGGAGGAUGUAUGGAAUAAUACCAAGGAAUCAUUAGCCGAGUUCUGUAGGACAUUGGGACAGACCUAUGGAGAUCUCUCAGACGGGCUAGAUAAUGUGAGGAUGGAAAUGAUUCAAAAUGGACAAAGUUGUCACAGAGGUCUUGGAGCGUUAGAUAGUUUCAUAGAUGAGGUACAAGAGAGAGAAGGGGUUUCGGAAGAAUUGAAAGGGAUGAACGUGGAUGGUCUUAUAAAUCUCGGUUGGAUGGAUAGAAGGGAUGAGAGAUGGGAGGAAAUGUUUGGGGUUUUUGAACACGAGAGAUCUGAGAAAUAUGAGAAAGAUGAGAAAGACUACCUCUACGAAUCUCGCACCGAGGUCAUGACCGGAUCACAAAAGGCUCAUAUUAACUCAGCUUAG